Messenger RNA from Zingiber officinale, 975 nucleotides. RefSeq lists its product as uncharacterized. The record is from RefSeq and is a predicted model, not a curated record. The transcript is spliced from 3 exons. NCBI's taxonomy places the organism in Eukaryota, Viridiplantae, Streptophyta, Magnoliopsida, Zingiberales, Zingiberaceae. Gene Ontology annotation, cellular component: chloroplast. Bases 4 to 483 code for a protein of 159 amino acids.
GCCAUGGAAGCGCUCACUGCCCUCCCCGUCUCUUAUCUGUUCCCUUGCUGCCGCCGACCCGUUCAGGCGAAAUCUUUCUCGGAUGCCGAACCCUCCCUACUCCAGCGCGAUACGUUGCUUCUUCCUGCCAGAUCUGCUUCCUCGCGCAGCCCUCGCCGGCGCUUCCGCCGCCUCCGCUCCAGCAUUAACGGCGACAAGUCUGACGAGUCUCAGUUCUUCAACGAGGACGGCGUCGUGGAGGACAUGGAUGGCUACCUCAAUUACCUCUCGCUCGAGUAUGAUUCCGUUUGGGACACCAAACCCUCGUGGUGCCAGCCGUGGACCAUAUUGCUUGCUGGGAUUGCAGUUAUUGCAUCUAGCUGGGUUAUUCUCCAUUCAGCAACAAUAAGUGGUGGAGUAACCUUACUAAUAUGUGGAUGGUGGUACAUAUUCCUUUAUUCAUACCCUAAGACCUACUGGUUAAGUGAAAUGGAUCACCACUGAAUCUGCACAAGAGUCGAAGUUGAAUCAACAUGUUUCAUCAGUUGGCUAUUAGAAUACUGGUUAAUUGAUAUGAGAGUCGAAGUUUAGAAAUCUUGUUACUCCUUAUAUUUAGAAGUCAAAGAAUCUUCAGUGGUUUGUUGCUGGCUCUGGAGGUCGUUAACAAAAUUACUUCGUGUCAGGCAUAUUCAGACAUGAUAGCUGAAAGAAGAAAAAAGGUGAGCAGUGGAAUUGAAGAUACAUUUGGACACAGAAAGAGUGGAAGGUAAGUUUUUGUAAUCUUUUUGUGCUAUUUGAACUACAAUGAGGAUGAUCAACAUGAAGCAAAGAGGAGAUGGAAUAAACUUGAGGGAAAUCUUCCACCUGAAACCGCCAUCAAUUUCUUCUGUUUCGACUUCAUAAGUGUCUCGAGUAACUCAUUUUCAUUGUAAAUUCCCCUGUAUGUUAUUUCAAUUUCAGCGUUUCAUCUAUCGAACUAGUAAUUAUGUUGCCUUA